GUAGAUAAUUUCUGGACGCCCCUUUUUUGGAUUAUGCCGACAGAUACAACGGAAAAAACGGCACAAUGAGGUCUUGGUCUGGUGCUCUGUUUUUCUUUCUGUUUUCUGGCGGCUCGGAGCUGAUUUUUGCGCAGCUGAAAUAUUCCACUCCAGAAGGGGUGAAAGUGGGAGCUGUGAUCGGAAAUGUGGCCAAGGAUUUGGGCCUCGAUGUCAGCACCCUGGCAAGCAGGCGUUUUCGCAUUGUGUCUGCAGCUCACGGUGCGCUGUUUGAGGUAAACCCGAACAAUGGGAAUUUAUAUGUUCACCGGGACAUUGACAGAGAGCAGCUGUGCGACAGAAAUAUUGCAUGUUUAACCGACCUAAAAAUUGUAGUUGAAAACCCACUUGAAGUCCACUAUGUCACGGUGGAAAUAACGGAUGCAAACGACCAUGCUCCGAGUUUUGCGGAAGAAGAGAAAAUAAUAGAAAUAGCGGAACUGACGGCGCCGGGUGCUCGAUUCCAAUUACCAGGCGCCCGCGAUCCAGAUGUAGGAAUAAAUUCAAUCCAGCGCUACAAACUGAGUCAAAAUGACAAUUUCCAAUUGGAAAUUAGGGACAGAGGUGAGGACAAAGUCCCCUUCUUAGUUUUGCAGAGACAGCUAGAUAGAGAGCAAAAAACCAACCACAGCUUAAUUCUAACUGCUGUGGAUGGAGGGACGCCAUCAAAAUCAGCGCAUCUCAACGUUACAGUAAGGGUUCUCGAUACAAAUGAUAACAGACCCAUUUUUUCAAAGGAGGUUUAUUCCGCUGUGUUGCAGGAAAACGCAGUAAAAGAUACAAUAAUAAUUAAAGUAGAAGCAACUGAUCUAGAUGAGGGAACAAACGCUAAUGUAGAGUAUGCCUUUGGAAGUGAUAUUAAUUCAGAUUUGCUACAACUAUUUAGUUUAAAUACUAAUACUGGAGAAAUUCGAGUAAACGGAUUGAUUGAUUAUGAGACAGCUAGUGUUUACAAAUUAGACAUACAAGCUUCUGACAAAGGCCAGCCACCGAUGACCACUGAUUGUAGAGUGAUCAUCAAAAUUCAGGAUGUCAAUGACAAUAAGCCGGAAAUUGACAUUACAUCUUUAUCCAGCAUGGUCCCAGAGGAUUCAAAACAUGGCACUGUGAUAGCUCUUAUCAGUUUUACAGACAGGGAUUCUGGUCUAAAUGGUAAAGUCGUUUGUCAUCUCACAGAUAAUGUGCCUUUUGAGUUAAAACCAUCAUACAAAGAAAACAUGUACUCAUUAGUUACAAAGGAAACGUUGGACAGGGAGACUGUAUCAUAUUAUGAUAUUUCAGUGACAGCUACAGAUUGCGGGGAGCCACCUCUUUCCACUGUAAAAAGUUUAAGCAUUCAGGUGUCGGAUGUAAAUGACAACACUCCUGAUUUUUUACACAAUCCUCUUGAAUUGUAUUUAUUGGAAAAUAAUGUCCCUGGUGAAUCUAUAUUUUCUGUCAGCGCGCUUGACAAGGACUUAAAUGAAAACGCUGUCCUCUCCUAUCGUUUGCUCAAAGCUGAUGGUGGUCCUAAGGACAUGACAUCCUUUUUGAACAUACAUGCUGACAACGGACAGAUAUCGGCACUGAAAAGCUUUGACUUUGAAACCCUGAAGACUUUCCGGUUCCACGUUGUGGCCUCAGAUUCUGGGACUCCGUCCCUGAGCAGCAACGUGACAGUGAAUGUGUUCAUCCUGGACCAGAACGACAACGCUCCAGUCAUCCUGUAUCCAGUCAGCUCCAACGGUUCUGCUGAAGGUGUGGAGGAGAUUCCCCGCAAUGUGAACGCAGGACACUUGGUGACCAAAGUCAGAGCCUAUGACGCUGAUAUAGGAUAUAACGGCUGGUUGCUGUUUUCCCUGCAGGAAGUUACUGACCACAGCCUCUUUGGUUUGGACCGCUACACAGGACAGAUCAGAACCCUUCGCUCAUUCACAGAGACAGACGAGGCUGAGCAUAAACUGGUCAUCCUGGUCAAAGACAACGGCAACGUUUCCCUCUCAGCAACAGCUACUGUGAUUGUCAAGCUGGUGGAGCCCAAAGAGGCUUUUGCAGCUUCUGAUGUUAAAAGUGCAGCAAAGGAUGAUGAGGAUACUAACGUGACUUUUUACCUGAUGAUCACUCUGGGAUCAGUUUCAGUUCUGUUCAUCAUCAGCAUCAUUGUGCUGAUUGCAAUGCAGUGCUCCAAAUCCCCAGACUAUACUUCUAAAUAUCUCCAAGAGACUAAUUAUGAUGGGACCCUGUGUCACAGCAUCCAGUACAGAUCUGGAGACAAACGGUACAUGUUGGUUGGACCCAGGAUGAGCAUAGGAUCUACUAUAGUACCUGGAAGUCAUGCAAACACACUAGUGCUCCCUGACAGGAGGAGGACGUCUGAGGUAAGGCUGUGUUCCUGUUCCAUUGGAUGAUAUUACUUUUAUCUU
Messenger RNA from Fundulus heteroclitus (mummichog), 2438 nucleotides. RefSeq names its product protocadherin alpha-3. Gene Ontology annotation, molecular function: calcium ion binding. Gene Ontology annotation, cellular component: plasma membrane. Bases 66 to 2423 code for a protein of 785 amino acids. The record is from RefSeq and is a predicted model, not a curated record. The transcript has a single exon. Gene Ontology annotation, biological process: homophilic cell-cell adhesion. NCBI's taxonomy places the organism in Eukaryota, Metazoa, Chordata, Actinopteri, Cyprinodontiformes, Fundulidae.